AGCGACUGGCGUCUGAAACACCUUGGACCUGCCAAAGGCAACCUAGUCUACCUGUGGAUGCUGUGAACUAGGAGCUGACCAAAAAGUGGGAGAGCUCCAGGAUCCGUCCCUGGAAAAGAGUGCUGCUGAGGUGAGUGCAGAAGAAUGGCUGCGGCAGAACCUCUGACUGCUUUCUCCCGGUGGUACCUCUAUGCCAUCCAUGGCUAUUUCUGUGAGGUGAUGUUCACAGCUGCCUGGGAGUUUGUGGUCAACUUCAACUGGAAGUUCCCAGGCGUUACCAGUGUGUGGGCACUAUUCAUCUAUGGCACCUCCAUCCUUAUUGUGGAGAAGAUGUAUCUAUAUCUCAAAGACAAGUGUAACAUUUUAGUGCGCUGCUUCAUUUACACACUUUGGACAUACCUCUGGGAGUUCACCACUGGCCUCAUCCUACGCCAGUUCAAUGCUUGCCCAUGGGACUAUUCCCAGUUUGAUUUUGACUUCAUGGGCCUGAUCACUCUGGAAUAUGCCAUCCCAUGGUUUUGUGCUUCUUUCAUCAUGGAACAGCUGGUGAUCAGAAACACCCUGCGCUUACGAUUUGAUGAGACUGCUGAGCCGGGGGCUCCCACCGUCCCCGUUGCCUUGGCCAAUGGCCACGUGAAGACAGAUUGAGCAGUGACUUAGAAUCACACUUAGCAGUCUGGGAGAGCCCAGACCGCUAGCAUGGACUGUCAGCUCUGGCUCCGAGGUACUGCUCCUUGCUGUAUGAUAAGAUUCAUAAACCCCAUUUUUCUAAUGGGGGUGUGCAUGGGAUAUACCAGAAAAAAUGGAACCAGUAGAUUUUCUAUGGAUUUUACUCUUUGGGCUCCAAGGACCAAUAUCAGUUACCUGUUAGUUAGGUCAUUUCUGAUUUUAACUUAUUACAGAUGAAAGCAGUCCUUUUGCUUACACUUUAACGUGGAGAAAGAAGAAAAAGAGAUGCUACGGUGGAAGUGCGUCCAAAAAGAAAAACACCUAAUUAUUUGAUGGUCAUGGACACGCCAGCUGAGUUAGUGAUUGGCUUACUCCAUUAGGCAAUAUUCAGGUGCUUGCUUGCAACCAAUACCUCCUGUGGGACCUGAGAUGCUGCAGGAACAAGGAAAAUCCAUCUGCUGUUGUGAAGAACCUAAGACUGGCAGUCUGCUGGGGAGGUAGAUGGUGUUACCCUCGCCAGGUCCCAUUGGCCUCUCCCCAGGUUCUUUUUUGCACCAUGAAAUAAUCUGGUGCUGGACAUCUUGCUGAAUUUAUACAGAUCUUGUACUUUUUGAAAUCUCAGUCCUGAUACUUACUAGAAAUUUUUUCUUUUUUUCUGUUUUUUCUUUUUUUUUAAUGAAGGUCUUUUUUGCCAAGUGAAUUUUACCAUAAUCUGUGCAAUCUGAAUCUUGGCAAAAGGCGCAAGAAAUAGUGCAAGUCUUCCCAUCUCCUCUGUACUCCCAAAGUAGACCUUGCCUAACAGUCUGCUUCAGAUUCCAGCUCCCAUCUCAUCCAUGCAAACCUUGUAGAGACUAUACAGGCCACAAGAGUUUUCUGCCUUCCUUUCCAGGGAUUUCUCUGUUUCUGGUAAUGUUGGUGACUUAUUCUGGCUGCAGCCCCUUGUAUUUGGAGGUCAAAACCUUCCUGUGGCUAAUGUAUCUGGGAUUUGGUCCUCUAGCACUGACUCUCAUGUCCCUUCAGCACUGGCAGGCCUUGGCUCAGUUCUGCCCAGUUUUCUCCUCAGUGUAUCAAGUGGAUUUGCUUUUUCUUCCCAAAUUCUGCUUUAAAUAACCACAACCAUAUUGUCAUGACAAUAAUUGGAGGCAGCAAGAGAUAUACCAUGCUGCCUGAUACAUUUAUUAAAAAAAAAAAGAAAGCAAAAAACCCUUCUCUGAAGAGCACUUAAUUCUUCAUGGUCUGCUUGAAUGAGACUUUGAGUUAGGGUACAAGAGCAGCAGUAGAGAGGUGGAGCAGAAGGGAGUGCUGUGGCUUCACUGUGGAACUACCUGCACUGGGGACAGUUUGAAAUUUAAUCUAUUGGGAACACCUAUGGAGUACAAGGACAAUUGUGGUACAGGGAAGGUUUUUGAUAGUGGCAGCCAGAAGUUCACAGUUUACUCAGGCAAGUCUUGGCUUUUGAAGUUGGCAACAAACACAGAGCUUCCAGCUGUCAGAUGUCUCACUCCUGAGCUGGGUUAUGGGGAAGGUUUCUGUAGUUGCCCUGUAGGGCCAGAUUAAUUUUUUGUGUUCUUCCACCAUAGUCAGGAGAGCUGUACCAGGGAUCAAUUUGGCUUGAAAUGCAAAUGUGUUGUGGGAUUCCACUCUUGUUUUGGGAGUAGUUGGGCUAUUUCUGUGUAGGUCCCUUGUCUCUAGUAGGGGGGGCUCAGCUGUGAACCUGCUUCUUGCCCUGCGGCAGCCAUUCCUGAGAGGAAAAGCAAUGUUGGCCCUGUGAGUUGAAUUGUUUCUUGGUUCUGCUCUUAUGAAGGCAGUGUUAAUCCUUUUUUGUAUCACACAGAGAGCAAUUAUUUUAUUCCUCCCCUCCCCUUUCUCAUGUGGCAUCCAUUGCUGGCAAUGGACACAGGAAAGCAGUGGUGCAAGGAGUUAAUCAAAUCUGCCCUGGGUAUGCAAUGUCUCCUGAAGCACUGAGAAUACUUAGGUGGAUAUUUAGAGUCUCCUUUUUAUAGUUCAUUAAAUUAAAAGAGAACAAACACUGAACAGAUAGUUCUUCUGAUGCUGUGAUGCCAGUAUUAUGAAAUAAGAAGAAUAGUAUGUAGUUUGUCAGCCUUGUUGGUCUCAGGCAUAUAGACCCAGGCAAAAUAGUCACCUGACACUGUACAUGGAGUUAAAAAAAGAGAUUUGUGCAUGGGAUAAUGUAGAGGAGCUGUACUGGAGCAGAACAAGAAUUGCAAGGUGCAGAUGAGAGUGGGAUCUCACCAUUUUGGCCCUGGUUCUGUCAAGGUUAUCAAACACAGUGUCUAAAGCUGGGUUGUCCUCUCAUAGCAUAGCUUAAGUGUGGUGUUGUGCUGCCUCCUACAUCACCCCCACAUCAUGUAAAACCCUCAGCCUCAUAGAAACAUCCUUAGGAUCCCUGCUUUCUCCUUAGCUGUUAAAAACUUUAGAAAGGUUAAAAGGAGUUAGCAGUGUGGUUUGGAGGAGUGGCUGUCCACAGAACUAACCUGGUACACAGUAACAGCUAUGUGUCUGUUAUUGUCUGUACUUCAGAAGGUCCCAACUAAAUGCCACUGGUUUUGCUCAGUGGGGUAAUAUUUAGAUGCUCAAAAUAUGGAGGGGUUUCCCAGCAGCAUCUAGUAUCUAGAGCAUUAUCCUUAUUGCCUGUGUCAUUGUAACAACUGUUUUGUCUGCUUUCCACUGAUGUCUGAUGUGUACCACCCAGCUAUUGCAUCUUUAUAGAGUGGUAAUUUAUACCCAGAAGUGCACUUUACUUGCAGCUUGCACACCAGAAACAGAAAAGGACCCGUCAAAUUCUUAAAUCAAUUAAUUAUGUAUAACACCACAUACCUAAUGCAGCAGGAUUAGCCAGACUUCUCCGUUCUGAGCAACAUGGCUGCAGUCAGAGCUUCGUCUUUUCUGCAAAAUCUCCCUUUUUAAUACAUGUGAUGCUUCUUACAACAUCUUGCAGAAGUGCCCAGAGCACAUUACCAGGAUUUUGGCGGCAGCUCAGUGAGAGCUUCAGAGCUGGACUGAAGUUGAAGAGACAUUUACAUUAAGAAGAAAAAAAAACGCACAAGGCCUAACAUUUGUUGUAUGUGUAUCUUCCUCAGUAGAUUAAAGUUGCCUGUUUUGAGUUCACCAGCAAUAAAAAAACCUUGUGAUUUA
This is a messenger RNA of Pseudopipra pipra, 3825 nucleotides long. It is a transcript of the gene TMEM229B, whose product is annotated as transmembrane protein 229B. The record is from RefSeq and is a predicted model, not a curated record. The coding region runs from base 145 to 648 and encodes 167 amino acids. The transcript is spliced from 2 exons. Lineage: Eukaryota; Metazoa; Chordata; Aves; Passeriformes; Pipridae.